AUGGUGGACUCGGCGGAAGAUACGCCUGCCCAGGACGCGGGGGAAGAGACGCCCGCCCAGGACGCGGCGAAGACGCCUGCCCAGGACGCGGCCGGAAGAACCCUGCCAGGACGCGGCGGAGAGAACGCCUUUCCCAGGGCGCGGCGGAAGGGGACGCCUGCCCAGCCCGGCGCGGAAGAGCCGCCUGCUCAAGACGCGCGGAAGAGACGCCUGCCCAGGACGCGCCGGAUGAGCCCCUGCUCAAGACGCGCGGAAGAGACCUCCCCCAGGACGGGGGAAAGACCCUGCCCGGACGCGCCGGAUGAGUCGCCUGUCCGGACGGGGCCGGAAGAGACGCCUGCCCGGACCGCGGCGGAGAACGCCUGCCAGGACGCCCCCGGAAGAGCCCUGCCCAGGCGCGGGAAAGAGACCCUGCCAAGACGCGGCGGAAGAACGCCUUCCCAGACCGCGGCGGAAGAGACGCCUGCCCAGGACGCGCCGGAAGAGACGCCUGCCAACGCGGAAGAUAGCUCAGUUCCAGGACGGCGAAACGCCUGCUCCAAGACGCGGCGGAAAGACGCUGCCCAGGACGACGACGAAUGA
Molecule: messenger RNA, 582 nt
Organism: Penaeus monodon (black tiger shrimp)
Lineage: Eukaryota; Metazoa; Arthropoda; Malacostraca; Decapoda; Penaeidae
Product: fibrous sheath CABYR-binding protein-like
Exons: 2
Coding region: 1-582 (193 amino acids)
Source: RefSeq, a predicted model, not a curated record